Messenger RNA from Clonostachys rhizophaga, 261 nucleotides. NCBI's taxonomy places the organism in Eukaryota, Fungi, Ascomycota, Sordariomycetes, Hypocreales, Bionectriaceae. The record is from the annotation of a GenBank genome assembly.
AUGGCUGACUACUUUGAGACCGAGACCCAGCUGUCCGAGCUGAAGAGGUGUGUCGACCGCCACGCCGACACCCUCGACCACCCCACGCUCCCAUCCCAGGAGUCUAUCAAGGCGGCGGAGGCGUCGCUCCCCUCGAGCCAGUCGGGGUCCUACCUCGCCGGCGCGCCCGCCGAGGCCGUCGUCGGCCACAUCACCCGGGACAUCCUGCCCGCACUCAACGGCCAGGGCCGCUCCGGCCGGUACUACGGCUUCGUCACCGGC